Nerophis lumbriciformis (worm pipefish) is the source of this 2137-nucleotide messenger RNA. RefSeq names its product solute carrier family 6 member 1, like (gene slc6a1l). Lineage: Eukaryota; Metazoa; Chordata; Actinopteri; Syngnathiformes; Syngnathidae. Gene Ontology annotation, biological process: sodium ion transmembrane transport; amino acid transport; nitrogen compound transport. Gene Ontology annotation, cellular component: plasma membrane. The record is from RefSeq and is a predicted model, not a curated record.
UGGCAGGGGAGAGCCUCUGAUGGGCCUGAGGAGGCAGUUUGAUGCAGCCCGGACUGACUUUUUUAUAUAUAUAUAUAUAUUUUUUUACCUUUUGGAGCCACUCCUGGGAGAAAGUUGAAGAGGUGCACGUCUUUCAGCAAGUCCACUUGAAUCUGUCAACCGGCAGACAACACAAAACGUUGCGCUGAAACCCACCAUGGGCAAGACGGGACAUAGUACGGUGGACCUGAACUCCCCGUCUGACGUCAAACAAGCGGUUCCCUUCGAGGAACUGGACCUGGCGUCUCCCCCUAUGGACCGAGAGACGAAAGAGGAGGAGCCCCCUGAUCGAGGAAGCUGGAAGGGCAAAUUUGACUUCCUGCUGUCCUGCGUGGGAUACGCCAUCGGCUUAGGGAACGUGUGGAGGUUCCCGUAUUUGUGCGGCAAAAACGGCGGAGGAGCCUUCCUGAUCCCGUACUUUAUGACGCUGGUGUUUGCUGGCAUGCCGCUCUUCUUCCUGGAGACGUCCCUGGGACAGUUCACCUCGGUGGGAGGCCUGGGAGUGUGGAAGCUCAUGCCCAUGAUGAAAGGGGUGGGUCUGGCUGCAGUGGUUCUGUCCUUCUGGCUCAACAUCUACUACAUCAUCAUCAUCGCAUGGGCACUCUACUACUUGUUCAACUCCUUUGGUUCGGAGCUCCCAUGGCAAAACUGCGACAAUCCCUGGAACACGGAUCAAUGUUUCUGCAACUACAGCCUGACGGACACCACCAACCUAACCAGCGCCGUCACAGAGUUCUGGGAGCGAAACAUGCACCAGCUGUCCGGUGGUCUGGAGGAGCCAGGAGAGCUGCGUUGGCCCCUGGUGGGCACCCUGGCACUGGCUUGGGUCCUCGUCUAUUUCUCAAUCUGGAAGGGAGUGGAGUGGACGGGGAAGGUGGUGUACUUCUCAGCCACUUAUCCUUACUUCAUGCUCUUCAUCCUGUUCUUCCGAGGCGUCACCCUGCCUGGAGCCAUCGACGGCAUCCGCUUCUACAUCACCCCGGACUUCAAUAAGCUCACACGCUCGGAGGUGUGGUUGGACGCCGCCACUCAGAUCUUCUUCUCGUACGGUCUGGGCCUGGGCUCGCUCAUCGCCCUGGGGAGCUACAACAACUACAACAACGACGUCUACAAAGACUCCAUCAUCGUGUGCUGCAUCAACUCCUGCACCAGCAUGUUUGCAGGCUUCGUCAUCUUCUCCAUCGUGGGCUUCAUGUCCUUCAUCACCAAGAAGCCCGUGCAGGAACUCGCCGCUUCAGGUCCCGGUCUGGCGUUCUUGGCCUACCCUCAGGCGGUCACCCAGCUGCCCAUGUCGUCUCUGUGGGCCAUCCUCUUCUUCUCCAUGCUCAUGAUGCUGGGCUUAGACAGUCAGUUCUGCACGGUGGAAGGUUUCAUCACAGCUCUCAUGGACGAGUAUCCCCUUCUGCUGAGGAAGAGGAAGAAGGUCUUCAUCCUCAUCGUGUGCUUCAUCUCCUUCAUCAUCGGCUUCUCCAACAUCACGCAGGGGGGACUGUACGUCUUCAAGCUCUUCGACUACUACUCGGCCAGCGGGAUGUGCCUCCUUUUCCUCGUCUUCUUCGAAACGGUCUCCAUAGCUUGGUUGUACGGGGCCGAGAGGUUCUACAAGGACAUCGAGGACAUGAUCGGCUAUCGCCCGUGCGCCUGGUGGAAACUUUGCUGGAUGUAUUUUACGCCGCUCAUCUGCCUGGGCGUGUUCACCUUCAGCGCGGUGGAGAUGACGCCUCUGACUCUGGGAAAGUACGUUUAUCCUGUUUGGGGUCAAACCGUGGGCUGGUUGAUGGCUACGUCCUCCAUGGUGCUCAUCCCGGGUUACGUCGUCUACAUGUUCUGCAGCACGCCGGGAACCCCCCAGCAGCGCUGGAAGAGGAUGACAACGCCCCGGCAGGACAAAGCAUCAGGUCACGACCUUAGUACUCACACUGUUGGCGAAGCCCCUGUCUAACACUCGCUAUACAAAUAUUCUAUAUAUAUAUAAAUAUUCACCUUAAACUUCUUAAUUGUUCACUGCUUCAACGUGCAAACUACGACAGCAAGUGUCAUUAAAAGUCAAUAAUGUUUUUUUUUUGUUUACGUGAAAGAACAAAUGACAAAAACAAUU